Molecule: messenger RNA, 1731 nt
Organism: Aegilops tauschii subsp. strangulata
Lineage: Eukaryota; Viridiplantae; Streptophyta; Magnoliopsida; Poales; Poaceae
Source: RefSeq, a predicted model, not a curated record
UUGCAGAUGUUAGUUUUCUACAUAAAGCCCAAACAAAGACGACCCAGCCCACCUACGACACAAAGCUGCCUUACUCAACUCUCACUCCAAACCAAAGCCCAAGCCCUGACCGAACCCACCCAACCAAAGCCGCGAGCAAACCCUCACGCCGGCGGCCGCCGCCCCCGGCCGACGACGAUGCCCGGCGACGCCUCCUCGCCGACCUCCACGGCGGCCGCGGCGCUGGCGCAGGCGGAGGCCGACCUCUCCGCGGGCCGCCUCCGCGCCGCGCAGAGGCACGCCCGCCGCGCCGCCCGCCUCGACCCCGACUCCGCAGCCGCCUCCGUCCUCCUCGCCGCCACCUCCGUCCUCCUCGCCGACGCCGGCUCCCCCCGCGCCACCCUCCUCCUCCCCGAGGACCCCAAGUCCUCCCUCGCCAGCGACCCCGACGCCAUCCGGCGCCACUACAAGUCCCUCUCCAGAUCCCUCCGCCCCGGCGACGGCGCCUCCUCCUACCCCGCGGCCGCCGCGGCGGCGCAGGAGGCGCUCCGCCGCGCGGCCGACGCCUACGCCGCGCUCAAGGAGGAGCGGGAGGCGCCGCCCACCUUCUGGACGGCCUGCGCCGGCUGCCGCCUCCUCCACGAGUUCGACCGGCAGUACGUGGGCUUCCGCCUCACCUGCCCCUCCUGCCGCCGGUCGUUCCUCGCCGCCGAGGUGCCCCCUCCUCCGCCGCCCAAGAAGCACAAGGCGGAGAAGACGCUCGCCGAGAUGCAGCUCCAGCUCGCCAAGAGAAAAGGGAAAGACCAGAGGGCCGCACAGAGCUCAUCCAGUGGCGAUUCUGACGAGCCGUCGGAACUGGAGGUGCCCGAGGAGGAGCCGGAUAGCUAUCACUCGGGGCAGAUGGCUGUGGAGGACUCAGACUUCUACAACUUCGACGCCGACCGCAUGGAGAAGUGCUUCAAGAGAGGCCAGGUCUGGGCAUUGUAUGGGGACGACGAUGGAAUGCCGCGGCACUAUGCGCUGGUGGAGACGGCAUCGCCGGGCAGGCAGUUCCGUGCCCAGAUACGGUGGCUGGAGCACCAGCCUGACGGGAAGGAGGGGAAGCCAUGUGGGGCAUUCAAGGUCGGGAGAGAAGUGACCGUGCACUCGGUGAACGUCUUCUCGCAUCUUGUCGCCUGCGAGAGGGUGGCAAGGGAGGCAUACCGUGUUUACCCCAAAAAGGGGUCAGUCUGGGCGCUCCAUGCCGGAGAGUACGCCGACACCGGGAGGCCCAAGUAUGACUUUGUGGUGUUCCUUAGCGGGUACAGUGAGGUCCACGGCAUCAGCUUCGGCUACCUGGAGAAGGUGGAGGGUUUCAGGAGCAUCUUUGCCCGCCGCGAGAUCGGUGUCCGUGCCGUUCAGUACCUCCGGGAGGGCGAUGUUGGGUUGCUUUCGCAUCAGACACCGGCGAGGAAAGUCUCCAAGGGUGAGGCCUCGACGCUGCCUCGUGGUGAUUGCUGGGAGCUUGACCCUGCAUCCUUGCCUGCUGAAUUGCUGCAUGCCUAGAGGCAGAAGAGGUGGCUUUGGAGUGAUAAUGUUGACAGGCCCGUUAGGAUUGCUAAGAUUCCAAGUAGUUUAGAAGUAGGGGAAGGUCGCUUGGUUUGGUGUCAGAUGCUGUGAUGUUGCUUCUGUUUGCAAAUUCUAGAUGGAUAUUGGCCUUCUUCAAUUUGAGACUUAGAAAUCAAUUGAUACUUAUCGCUGUUUCAGUGUUCA